Pyricularia grisea is the source of this 2435-nucleotide messenger RNA. RefSeq lists its product as uncharacterized. The record is from RefSeq and is a predicted model, not a curated record. The transcript is spliced from 2 exons. NCBI's taxonomy places the organism in Eukaryota, Fungi, Ascomycota, Sordariomycetes, Magnaporthales, Pyriculariaceae. Gene Ontology annotation, cellular component: membrane. Bases 388 to 2133 code for a protein of 581 amino acids.
AUCACGGCGAACCACUUGCAAACUUUUGCCAAAAAAAAACCAAGGGCAAAAAAAGGAAACACCUCACAAGCAAGGUUUGCCAGGCUUGCUGCUGUGAUUGACUGUGGAAUGCGAAACCGUCUCAAAGCCAGCUAGUCAGUCAAUUUUAGGGGCCGACCUGUACAAAGUGAGAGUUAAACAACAAAGACCAACGGCGAUGGCCAGCGCAAACGGAGCUCUCAUAUUUUGAAAUGCCACAAUCCUAGUCUCAACUGAUCCCACAGCCAACCAAUACAACACGAAACUAGCUGCCGACCCUCCUUACUACCUAUUCCACUUCAACAAAGUCACGUGUGAGAUACGACCAGCAAGACUUGGACGCACCGACCACGACGACAAGGGCGACAAAUGCGUGGAGCCGACUGCGGCGUCGACGCCUGCUCGGCGCAGCCUCCGUCGUCCCUCAUAGGAACGUUUUUCUCGCUUUCGCCUUUUAUUGGGACCUUUGCCGCGGUCGCCAUCAUCACCUCCCGUCAUGUCCACCCUCUGCUGUCGCGGCUACACGAUGGCGCCCGCGAUGACGGGGAGGACCAUGUUCUCCCAGCCUCGGCACCGGCGGCGCUCCGGGCGUGUCAUGUUGAGCACGGCAACCGCAGUAUUCGCCGGAAACUGUCGGGGGCUGCCUUUGCGGCUACGAUUGGCCUUUCGACCGUCCUGGGCGAGCUGAUAUUGGCCGAGAUCUCGGACCUGAUCAAUUCGAGGGCGAGGACGACAGCGCUGCGGUAUACAGUACCCACUCUGCUCUUUCUGCUCAUCGGCCUGAUACCAUUUCUCAUUAUUCAAUCCGUCGUUGUCGGGGCCGGUUGGUCGUUUCAACGGACGGCCAAAGGGCGCCUCCCUCGCAUGGCGUGGAUGCUGCAGCUGUCUGCAUUUUCCGUUUGGCUCCUUGUAUUCUGGCAGCUGGGGCGGUUGGUUCCCGGGCCAGAUGAUAACUACGCCUAUGCUCGAGAUGCAACGGCUAGUUUUGACAGCACCGGCAUCUCGAUGGCCAUGCGGGGCUCCUCUAACGCCUUCCCCGACCUGUUUGCUGGCGGUAAGGAAAUGUCGAGGGCUUGUCUCGAGAGGAUAGGCGUGAUUGGCAUAUCGCUAAUGGCGCUUCUGUCUGGCUUUGCUAGCGUCUCCUCUCCAUUUCACAUACUCUCUGAUAACAGGCAACACCGAAAACGACCGGUGACCGAUGCGCAGAUUGCCAGGAAGCAGUCUGGGCUCGAGGCCACACAGGAGCUACUGGUGCACAAGAAACACCGCUUAAGAGCACUGCAGCAUAAAUCGGCCGCCACAACAUCUGUGGCCGAACAAACUUCACCCACCUCCCCAGCACAGCUCGUCGGCAAGCUGGUCGGGUCGAUCAAGAGCUUGGGAGGUGGCGGCGAGGCUGGAGAGAUCAAGGCGCUGCAGAUGGAGAUAAAUGGGCUGGAGCAGAUGGAGGCCAGCAUGUCGUCGAGCCUGGCUGCCAUGCGAGCCAGACAAGCAAAUCACGCGCGGGACGGGACCGCCCUGGGCGUCCUCAUGGCGUUGCCGUCCUAUGCCUUUGGCCUCUACUGUGUCUACAGGAUCCUCGCAACAACCAUAACGACCCUCCGGCGGGCGUACUCACCCGGCGCAUCCUUCUCUUCGUCAGAUCCCAUAAAUCGUUUCCUUGGACUGCUCGCCAGGCACUGGGAUCCUAAGCUGGACCAGCUCGCAUGGGCGAGGCAGAUCUCGUUUCUGCUUUCAGGGGUAAUCCUCGCCCUUUCGGCAAACUCCGUCCUGCAGACCUUUCACCUGUUUUCCAAGUGGGCGCCGGGACUCCUGCACCACACAAAGGCGAACCUGCCGCUGCUGGUCGCCCAAGUCACGGCGACCUACGUCAUUAGCGCGGCCCUUCUUCUGAGGAGUAACCUGCCCAAGGAGGCGUCCAGUGCAGUAGGAGACGUGCUCGAGAGUGCGCUCGAACCUGGAUUUGUCGAUCGUUGGUUUGAGGGAUGGUUCUUACUCGCCAGCAUAGCGACUGCGUUUGGUAUCUGGAUCGGCAGGAAGAUCGCAGGGUCCACGACAGACUGGGAUGACUGGGAGGAACUGUCUGCGGAAGAGCUGGGUCAAAAACGAUCAUGACAAGCCCGUUAGAGGGUCUAUACAUUUCUAGGGUCCAAGGUAUACUGCGAAGAAAGCCUGGCCCCCAUCGUAUCCCAAUCCGGAUACUGUACAGUUCGUGUUAGCUAUUUAUUUUUGUUCAUUUGUAACUGUUUUUACUAUGUAUGAUCUAGACAGCUUUUAUUGUUUUAUCUAGAAAAAGUAUUAUAAUAAGGACAACAAUUCUAGACCUUUUGAACCCCUCCAAUGUAGACCUAGGCUAGAUUUUCUACUACUACUUCUAGAUAGUCUAGAUGGAGGGGUUUUCCCACCUUCAAAGUUAA